AUGAAUACAUUUUUGUCUGCGACAACUAAUAAAGAGGUUGCAUUGAUUUUUGCAGGCGGUGAGAGUACAAAAGAUACCAACUCGGUGUUAUUCGAAAUAACGAUUGCUGAUACGUCACCAACACCAUUUGCAAACAUUAAGGAAUUUUCACAGUUUCAAGAUGAAGAGGAAUAUUUAUUUUCAAUUAGAACUGUAUUUCGAAUAUCACGAGUCGAAUUCAAGGAUGAAAUUUGGGUUAUUAAAUUAAUAUUGGUGGGUGCUGAUGACGGAAAACGAAAAACAAUAAUCAAUGAAUAUCAUUUGGAGCGUCCUUGGAAGUUAUCAGAAAAAUAG
Didymodactylos carnosus is the source of this 333-nucleotide messenger RNA. The record is from the annotation of a GenBank genome assembly. Lineage: Eukaryota; Metazoa; Rotifera; Eurotatoria; Philodinida; Philodinidae.